Messenger RNA from Ilex paraguariensis (yerba mate), 3035 nucleotides. NCBI's taxonomy places the organism in Eukaryota, Viridiplantae, Streptophyta, Magnoliopsida, Aquifoliales, Aquifoliaceae. The record is from the annotation of a GenBank genome assembly.
AUGGCUUGCUUUGCCAGGACUGAAAUUAACUUGAUUACCGAUCAGUAUGCUCUUCUUGCCUUCAAAACUCAAAUGAAGCUUGACCCUCAAAACAUUCUAGUAAACAAUUGGUCGACCACCACCCCUGUAUGCAACUGGAUUGGUGUCUCUUGUGGUGUUCGUCACCAAAGAAUCACGGCCUUGAAUCUUUCUAACAUGAGUCUUAGUGGCGCCAUUUCUCCACAUCUAGGAAACCUCUCAUUCCUUGCUUCCCUGAAACUUAAUGACAACAAAUUCCAUGGUCAUGUCCCUGUGGAGUUAGCUCAUUUGCGUCGAUUGAAAGAAAUUGAUUUGGGAAAUAAUUUCUUGAGCGGGGAGAUUUCAUCAUGGUUUGGGAGAUUACCAGAACUUCAAUACUUGAAUAUGAGUUAUAAUAAUUUCUCGGGUGCUAUCCCCGCUUCCUUAGGAAACAUCACUAGCCUAGUUGUGAUGCAAUUAUCGGUCAAUUAUCUACAAGGACAUGUUCCAGAAGAGAUUAGUAACAUUUCCAACCUAAAAAUAUUGAGAUUGGGUGGUAACCAGCUCUCUAGUUCCAUACCUUUCAUCUUCAACAUGUCUUCGUUGGAAUUGAUAGCUCUUGCACGUGCCAUACCACGAGAGAUUGGAAAUCUUCACAAUUUGAUUUUGUUAGAUAUAAGUUUCAACAGACUUAGGGGUCUUAUUCCAGAUUCAAUUUUCAACAGCACAACAAUAGGUGCCAUUUUCCUUCAGGCCAAUUAUCUUUCAGGCACUCUUCCAUCAAGUAUGGGCCUUCGGUUACCCAAUCUUGAAAUAAUCGCACUUGGAGUGAAUCACCUAACUGGAAUUCUUCCGGACUCUAUCUCUAACGCAUCUAGAAUCGUUGAAAUCUGGUUGGACGUCAACCAAUUCACCGGAACAAUACCAAAAUCACUUGGUAACCUAGAACUUCUUGAACGCCUUGAAUUGAGUGAAAACAACUUCACUAGAGAAUCUUCAUCUAUGGAGUUGAGUUUCAUCACUUCUUUGACAAAUUGUCGACAACUAAGGAAAUUGUGGAUAUCUCAUAAUCCUCUUGAUGGCAUUCUUCCAGUUUCUAUUGGAAAUUUCUCUACUUCUUUUGUUCAUUUGCUCGCAAACUAUUGUGAAAUUAAAGGCAACAUUCCCAACCAGAUCGGAAAUUUAAGUCAUUUGGCAUUCUUGGGACUAGAAGGCAAUGACAUUCAUGGCUUCAUUCCAACAACAAUCAAAGGGUUGUGGAAGCUUCAAAUUUUGCGUCUUCCUCAAAAUAGAAUACGAGGAUCCAUUCCAAGUGAACUUUGUUAUUUAAGGAGCAUGGGCCUUUUAGAUUUGAGCAAAAAUGAGUUUGACAACUCGGUGCCAAUGUGCUUGGGAAAUAUUACUUCUUUAAGAUAUCUCUAUUUAGAUUCCAACAAAUUAACUUCCAGUAUACCCAAGAAACUAUGGGGACUCAAGGAUCUUUUGGAGCUCAAUUUGUCCUCAAAUUCCUUCAUCGGCAAUUUGCCCCUAGAAAUUGGAAGUUCAAAGAUCCUGACAAAAAUAGAUCUCUCAAGGAAUCAGUUAUCAGGUAUUCUUCCUGGCACUAUUGGAGGCCUACAAGAUCUGUUGACUCUAUGUUUAGCACAUAACAAAUUGCAAGGACCACUUUCUGAGUCACUUGGCGACUUGAUAAGCCUAGAGUUCCUAGAUUUAUCUUCUAACAAUAUAUCUGGAACGAUUCCAAAGUCUUUAGAGGUGCUCUUACAUCUUAAAUACCUCAAUGUAUCUUACAAUAAACUAAGAGGAGAAAUUCCAAAUGGUGGACCUUUUAUAAACAUCACUUAUCAAUCUUUUAUCUCAAAUGAUGAUUUAUGUGGUGCACCUAGGUGGCGAGUGCCUCAAUGCAAACAUAGUUCUCUUCAAAGAUUGAGCAAGAAAAGAGUGCGUCUAGUUGUAUAUAUCUCGUUGGCGGUUGGGACAACAGUCCUUUCCUCGACCUUGAUAUUCAUUUUGAUGAGACGAAAAAGGAGAAAUUACAUUGCUACUGAGAAUGGUUUGUUGCCUGCAUUAAUCCAUGGAAGAAUUACCUACUAUGAACUUCGACGAGCAACUCACGAGUUCAAUGAAAGCAAUUUGCUUGGCAUGGGCAGUUUUGGUUCAGUCUACAAAGGGAUCCUUGCAGAUGGGACGCAUUUGGCUGUAAAAGUAUUCAAUUUUCGACUAGAAGGCGCACUCAAGAGCUUUGAUACAGAAUGUGAAGUAUUGCGCAAUCUUCGCCACCGAAAUCUUACCAAAGUCAUUAGUAGUUGCUCUAAUCUUGAUUUCAAAGCGAUUGUGCUUGAGUAUAUGCCAAAUGGGAGCCUUGAAAAGUGGUUGUAUUCUCAUAACUAUUUCUUGGACAUCUUGCAGAGAUUAGAUAUAAUGAUAGAUGUGGCACAUGCAUUGGAUUAUCUCCACCAUGGCUACUCGAUUCCCGUGGUUCACUGUGACUUGAAGCCUAGCAAUGUUUUGCUGAAUGAGCAUAUGGUUGCACAUGUGAGUGACUUUGGCAUUGCAAAGUUAUUGGGUGAGGAGAGUACUGUACUAACCAAGACCUUGGCUACCUUGGGCUACAUUGCUCCAGAGUAUGGAUUGGAAGGACUAGUCUCUACAAGGGGUGAUGUUUACAGCUAUGGAAUUAUGCUGAUGGAAACCUUUACGAGAACGAAACCCUGUGAUGAAAAGUUCACUGAAGAUUUUAGCCUCAAGCAAUGGGUGGAUAAUUCCUUACAAAAUGCAAUACUCCAAGUUAUUGAUGCCAACUUAGUAAGGCCAAUGGAUGAACACUUGACUAUGAAGGUGCAAUGUGUAGCAUCUGUCAUGGAAUUGGCUUUGAAAUGCUCUGCAGAAUUGCCUAAAGAGCGGAUUAGCAUGAGGGAGGUAAUAACAACUCUUCAAAAGACCAGACUUGAGUUUCUUGCAAAUUGUUAAAGGCCUUGAAACAUGAAAUCAUUGUUCCACUUUCUUUUUCUUGUAAUGUAGUCCUCAUUGAAGCAUGA